Messenger RNA from Penicillium robsamsonii, 1245 nucleotides. It is a transcript of the gene rpL3, whose product is annotated as 60S ribosomal protein uL3. NCBI's taxonomy places the organism in Eukaryota, Fungi, Ascomycota, Eurotiomycetes, Eurotiales, Aspergillaceae. The coding region runs from base 1 to 1245 and encodes 414 amino acids. The transcript has 7 exons. Gene Ontology annotation, biological process: translation; ribosomal large subunit assembly. The record is from RefSeq and is a predicted model, not a curated record. Gene Ontology annotation, cellular component: cytosolic large ribosomal subunit; ribosome. Gene Ontology annotation, molecular function: structural constituent of ribosome; RNA binding.
AUGCGCCAAGAGUCUCGCUUAGAUCGUCCUCCCACCACCUCGACGACUAACGAUAACAGGGUCAAGAUGAGUCACCGGAAGUUCGAAGCGCCUCGUCACGGCUCCCUUGCCUACCUCCCGCGCAAGCGCGCUGCCCGUCACCGUGGUAAGGUCAAGAGCUUCCCCAAGGAUGAUGCCAAGAAGCCCGUCCACCUUACUGCCUCCAUGGGCUACAAGGCUGGUAUGACCACUGUCGUCCGUGACCUUGACCGUCCCGGUGCCAAGAUGCACAAGAAGGAGAUUGUCGAGGCCGUCACCGUCAUCGAGACCCCUCCUCUCGUUGCCGUUGGUGUCGUCGGUUACAUCGAGACUCCCCGUGGUCUCCGCUCUCUCACCACCGUCUGGGCUGAGCACCUGAGCGAUGAGGUCAAGCGUCGCUUCUACAAGAACUGGUACAAGUCCAAGAAGAAGGCCUUCACCAAGUACGCCAAGUCCCACGCCGAGAGCUCCGGUGCCUCCAUCACCCGCGAGCUUGAGCGCAUCCAGAAGUACUGCACUGUCGUCCGUGUGCUCGCCCACACCCAGAUCCGCCAGACUCCCAUCAAGCAGAAGAAGGCCCACCUUAUGGAGAUCCAGGUCAACGGUGGCUCCGUCUCCGACAAGGUCGACUUCGCCCGCAACCUCUUCGAGAAGACCAUCGAUAUCGAUUCCAUCUUCGAGAAGGACGAGAUGAUUGAUGUCAUCGCCGUCACCAAGGGUCACGGUUUCUCCGGUGUCACCUCCCGUUGGGGUACCACCAAGCUGCCCCGCAAGACUCACAAGGGUCUGCGUAAGGUCGCCUGUAUUGGUGCUUGGCACCCUAACCACGUCCAGUGGACUGUGGCCCGUGCUGGUCAGGACGGAUACCACCACCGUACCUCUUGCAACCACAAGAUCUUCCGCAUUGGAAAGGGUUCUGAUGAGGCCAACGCCUCCACCGAGUUCGACAUCUCCAAGAAGCAGAUCACCCCCAUGGGUGGUUUCGUCCACUACGGUGAGGUCAAGAACGACUUCGUCAUGGUCAAGGGCUCCGUUCCCGGUGUCAAGAAGCGUGUUAUGACUCUGCGCAAGACUCUGUACCCCCAGACUUCCCGCCGUGCCACCGAGAAGGUCGAGCUCAAGUGGAUCGAUACCUCCUCCAAGUUCGGUCACGGUGCUUUCCAGACCUUCGAGGAGAAGAAGGCCUUCAUGGGUACCCUCAAGAAGGACCUUGUCGAGACUGUUUAA